Messenger RNA from Papilio polytes (common Mormon), 566 nucleotides. It is a transcript of the gene lin-52, whose product is annotated as protein lin-52 homolog. Gene Ontology annotation, cellular component: DRM complex. NCBI's taxonomy places the organism in Eukaryota, Metazoa, Arthropoda, Insecta, Lepidoptera, Papilionidae. Gene Ontology annotation, biological process: regulation of DNA-templated transcription. The coding region runs from base 57 to 431 and encodes 124 amino acids. The transcript is spliced from 4 exons. The record is from RefSeq and is a predicted model, not a curated record.
UAUGUUAAUUUAAAAAGUUGGCGUAAUGUCUUUGUUUAUAUGUCAAAAAUUGGAAAAUGGCCGCGAAACAUAAUUCUAUUGUGAACGAUGGGCAAACAACAUCAGAAGAUAUUCCAUUGACAUCCUUAGAGGAAAGUCUUCUUAGUUUAGAAAAGCUUGAUAGAGCCUCGCCAGAACUAUGGCCUGAACAGAUUCCCGGUGUUUCCGAGUUUGCGAGUUUGCAGAAUGUCGACCAAUCUCCUCCGUCGUGGAAAGGUCUUACCAAAGAAGACUACGCUCACAUGCGACAACUCGGAUCACUGACAACAAGCGGUCUGAUAAUGGAAGUGAAAAGACUUCAUGAUGUUGCUUAUCAGCUUGGGCUUGAAGAGGCCAAAGAAAUGACAAGAGGAAAGUAUCUAAACAUAUUCAAAUCUCGACGGCAGAGAUAACUUAUUAAUGUAGCUAUUUGAAAUAGAAUAAAAAAUAUUUAAAUUUUAUUUGUAACAUUAUAAGGUUUAUUCUUAAUGUCUUCUGCAAACAAUUGUUAAGUUUAGUUUACUAUUUAAUAUAUAACUGGCAUACAA